Molecule: messenger RNA, 3287 nt
Organism: Paramormyrops kingsleyae
Lineage: Eukaryota; Metazoa; Chordata; Actinopteri; Osteoglossiformes; Mormyridae
Gene: esrp2
Product: epithelial splicing regulatory protein 2
Molecular function (GO): RNA binding
Source: RefSeq, a predicted model, not a curated record
GUGCAGGUAACUUUGAAAAAAAAGAAAGAAAAAAAAAGCUUGUUAUGGUGUAAGCGUGAAAGAAACCCGGAUUUUUCCCACCCUCUUUUACCAGUUAGACCAGUAACUCUGGAAAGAGUACCGCACGAGUACUGGAACAGUUUUUACCCUUGUGGUCCCUGAUGGCUUCGCACAGUGAUACUCUGGUGGUGUUCUUUGGGGCAACAGCUGGUGCAAAUGGGGGUAAACUGGGUUCGGAUGAAAGGGAAAUAAUUCUCUUGGUGUGGCAAAUUGUGGACCUACAUGAGAAAAAGGUGGGUAAGCUGCAGCGGCGCUUUGUAAAGCCCGACACGUUGGAGUUGACGGAACAAUGCAAGGAGGAGACGGGGAUAACUUUGGAGGAGCUGUGCAAAGCCGAGCCUUUGGACAGGACUCUGCAGCAGUUCCAACAAUAUGUCUCCAGCGAGCUCAAAGCCCUAGGCAGGAGCUCAUACACGCUCUGUGUCACUGGGCCCCUGAUCAUCAGGCAAGCCCUGCACCCUGAAUCCUCCAAGAAGAACCUGGCCUUGCCAGACUGUUUCUACUCCUUUGUGGACCUGAGGAGCGAGUUCAACAAAUGCUGCCCCAACGCCGGCCCAGUGAAGGACCUGACACUGGACUCCAUGCUGCAGUAUAUGGGCAGCCCCUCCCUGGCAGAACAGACGGUCGGGGUUUGUGAAGUGAAGAAAAUGGUGGUCAUCAUCCUACACCUUCUGUCUGACCCCUACAAUUGCAAAUUCACCAGCUUCCUAAUGGUCAAUUACAAGUUUGAAUCUGGAGCAUGCAGUAAGACGGAAGCGGUGGACAACGAGACAGUGAUCAGGGCCCGGGGUCUUCCAUGGCAAUCUUCUGACCAGGAUAUAGCACGCUUCUUCAAAGGCCUCAACAUCGCCAAGGGUGGCGUGGCCCUGUGCCUGAAUGCUCAGGGUCGGAGGAACGGGGAAGCACUGGUGCGUUUUGUUAGCCCCGAGCACAGAGAUUUAGCGCUGGAGCGCCACAAACACCACAUGGGCAGCCGCUAUAUCGAGGUAUACAAGGCGACUGGAGAGGAAUUCUUGAAGAUUGCUGGAGGGACUUCCAAUGAGGUGGCCCAGUUCCUGUCCAAAGAGAACCAGGUGAUAAUCCGCAUGCGGGGGCUCCCCUUCACGGCCACGCCCGAGGAUGUGUUGGGUUUCCUGGGGCCAGACAGCCCCGUGACGGACGGCGACGAGGGGCUGCUGUUCGUCCGGUACCCCGACGGCCGGCCCACGGGGGACGCUUUCGUGCUUUUCGCCUGUGAGGAGUACGCCCAGAAUGCCCUGAAGAAGCACAAGCACAUCUUGGGCAAGAGGUACAUCGAGCUGUUCAGAAGCACGGCAGCCGAAGUGCAGCAGGUCCUGAACCGCUACGUUUCUGCACCGCUGAUAUCCACGCUGCCGCCGCCCAUGGUGCCGGUGCCGGUGCUGGCCACGCCCCCCUUCCUGCCCGCGAGCAGCACGCGGGACUGUGUGCGGCUCAGGGGUCUGCCGUAUUCCGCCACCAUCGAGGACAUCCUGGAGUUCAUGGCUGAACACACUGUGGAUAUCAAGCCACACGGGGUGCAUAUGGUGCUCAACCAGCAGGGGCGCCCCUCUGGAGACGCCUUCAUCCAGAUGAAGGCAGCAGACCGAGCCUUCAUGGUAGCACAGAAGUGCCACAAGAAGAUGAUGAAGGACCGCUAUGUGGAGGUGUUCCAGUGCUCCGCCGAGGAGAUGAGCUUCGUGCUGAUGGGGGGAACCCUGAACCGCAGUGGCCUGUCACCGCCCCCCUGCAAACUACCCUGCCUGUCCCCUCCCACCUAUGCCGCGUUCCCUGCCACUGCUGCCGCCUUGCUGCCCGCUACAGAGGCGGCUCUGUACCAGCCUCCGCUGCUGGCCGCGCCGCGAGCCGCGCCGCCCCCGACACCUGCCAGCACCCCGGCUUUGGCCUAUUACUCCCCACAGCACCAUGCCCAGCUUUAUAUGAACAUGAACAUGAACUACACAGCCUACUACCCCAGCCCCCCAGUCUCACCCUCCACAGUUGGUUAUUUUGCGGCCCCCCCGGGGGCCCUGGCAGCAGCUGUGGCAACCCAGGCCCCGGCUCCCGUCCUGUCCCAGCCGGGCGGGGCACUGGUCAGGAUGCAGGGUCUGCCCUACAACACAGGAGUCAAGGAAAUCCUUAGCUUCUUCCAAGGCUACCAGCUGCAGCCAGACGCUGUCCUGGUGCUGUACGGCCUGAGCGGGCAGCGCAGCGGUGAGGCGCUCGUGACCUUCCCCAGCGCGGAGGCGGCAAGGCGGGCCGUGGCUGAGCGUGCCAACCAGUCCCUCUCCGGCCACCCCAUACGCCUGGCAUGUUGUGACUGACUGUACCUGCCAAAGGACCCCGCCUGUCAUCUCUCUCACCUGCCCCCAGAGGAGACGGAGAUGAAUCAGUAUACACUCACCCCUUACUGCCCCCCCCCCACCCCCCACCCCACUUUGUAUUUGUGUGUGACACACUCUGCCCAAAACUGCCACCUUCAUCAGCCAAAAGAAUUGUGCUCCACAAGUCAUGCCACUGAAUUUAAAUCCCAUAGUGCCUUUGGUUACUUGUUUAAAAAAAUUGUUAGGUGAGGGCAUGUCCUCUACCACAAGGGCUCUGGGGAAAAUGUAGCUACUUGGCACUGCAGCUUCCAACCAUAGGAGACUGACAACUGAUCAGACACAGCAAAUAAGUAGUUUUACUUUAGGUCAUUUAUGUAAGGAAGAAAAUGUCUUGGGCUGUUUUUGCAUGUGAAGUGCUCAGUUUUGUCAUGGUUUUUGUUUUUAUUUGAGGGUGGGGGGGGGGCAACAAUGGUUGAAUUGUAUGAGAUGUACAGUAUGAUGAACUUUAUUUCUCCUUGUAGCCAUUAUGGAAAGGGUGAUCUAAGGUCUCCAUAGACCAGGUUCUCGUAUAGGUUAAAGUGAACUUCUCCUUUGUAUGAUUUAGACUGUUUUAAUGUUUACUUCAUCUGCAGACAGUGUUUACACUGAUUUAUUUGAAGCUUCCCUGUUGAACUUCUGUACUCUUGCAUGCUGUACAUUUUCUCCUAUGUGUAUGUUGAUAUAAGCUACAUGUUUUUCUUUUAAUGACUAGUCUUUUGCUGAAAGUCUCUUUGCCUUGAUGAGUGCAAUACCAGAAGAACAAAGUGUGAGAAGUUUUCUUUUUAAGAAAGUUCAAAACUUGUAUGAAUUUAGAAAUUCUGUAUAUGUCUGUCUGUGAACAAUAAACUUAUGAUGCCAAAAAUCUUG